Molecule: messenger RNA, 1225 nt
Organism: Asparagus officinalis (garden asparagus)
Lineage: Eukaryota; Viridiplantae; Streptophyta; Magnoliopsida; Asparagales; Asparagaceae
Cellular component (GO): plastid-encoded plastid RNA polymerase complex
Source: RefSeq, a predicted model, not a curated record
AUGAGAGCCCUCCUCCAUCUCUUCUCCGCUCCUCCUCCGAUCCCCUCCCCCAAAACCCUAACCCUAAAAAACCCUAACCCUAGCCUCACCUCCCCCUCAGCCUCCCUCCGCCUCCGCCGCCGCGCUCAGCACCUCCGCCGCCUUCGUCCCCAACGCCGACGAUGCGCGGACGACUGCGGCGGCGGCGACGGACUACGAGAUUGGGAGGAAGAAGAAGAGGCCGAGGAGCUCGACAACAAGAAGGACUACGACGUCGAGUACGACGCCUCCUUCGGCCACUUCUCUCCCGCCGCCGCCGCUGCCGCCGCUCCCGACGACAUCGAGAUGGUCGACAGCAAGAGCUUCGUAUCGAUCCAGGAGUGGGACGAGGAGACGGUGGUGGAUUAUAGGAUUAAUGAGGACGAGUUUCACAAGAUCAGCUUGCUUCACUGUGAUUUCUUCAUUCGGAAGCCGCCGGAUCCGGACAGUAAUGUCUAUGAUUUUAGGGAGAUGUACGUGACGCCGCCGGAUAUGGAUGUGUACUCGAUUCCUAAGGUUUUAGCUCCCAUGCCGCAAAAGUAUAUUAGGUGUUCAAAAACUGAUUUUGGAUGCUAUAAUGUUACGGAGCCGCCUAUAGAUGCGCCUAGAGAUCCAUUGUAUAAAACUGAGAGGGAGAUAAUGAAGGUUUUCUUAACAAAGCAUUACAGAAAUAGACGAGCAAAUGAUUCAGAGUUUGUGCUUGAUUUUGAAGAAAUCUAUGUUAUUGACUCGAAAUCUAAAUCCAUAACAAGGGCUAAAGUUUUGGUGACGGUUCCUGGAGGAAGAACUAGGGAUAGGAGGAAUGAUCUGUUAAUCAUUCGAGAUGGUGGAAAUUCCUUCAAGAUUAUUGACAAGGCACAAAGGGAUGAUCCAACUACUGUAAUCGAGAGAGAGGAGUGGGUCAAGACUAGGCAGGACAUGGAGAAGCAUUUAAGCAAGCUUCGAGAUUUCAGUGUCUCAAAUUGGUUCUAAUAGGCUAAUAAAUUCAUUGCGUACGCGUUAAAAGAAAUAUUUUAGACCAUACAGGAAGCAAUGAUUCCUCGUUCGUACGAUUCGAUAUGUUUAAUUAUUUGUAUAUUAGCGCAGGGGGUGAAAUUCUCCCUGCUGUAGUUGGCGAGGCGGGCUUUACAGUUUGGUGUAAAUCGUUUCUAAACGGCUCAAGGUUUUUGGCAAAUUUUUGUACGCAUCCAAAAUCUGUUUUCUCAAA